Messenger RNA from Wasmannia auropunctata (little fire ant), 1029 nucleotides. RefSeq names its product probable dolichyl pyrophosphate Glc1Man9GlcNAc2 alpha-1,3-glucosyltransferase. Gene Ontology annotation, biological process: protein N-linked glycosylation. Gene Ontology annotation, molecular function: dolichyl pyrophosphate Glc1Man9GlcNAc2 alpha-1,3-glucosyltransferase activity. Lineage: Eukaryota; Metazoa; Arthropoda; Insecta; Hymenoptera; Formicidae. The transcript is spliced from 5 exons. Bases 12 to 947 code for a protein of 311 amino acids. Gene Ontology annotation, cellular component: endoplasmic reticulum membrane. The record is from RefSeq and is a predicted model, not a curated record.
GUUGGAUUGACAUGCCCGGUCAGAAGAAAGACAUCUUGGCAGGGGCUCAAGUGAAGCAGGAUGGAAAGAUCGUCUCUACCUCCUCAUCUUCCUCGUCCUCCUCCUCUACCCUCUGGAGGACGGACAGUAUACUGUUGAAGACUUUUCUUCUAGUCACCUGCAUCAAGAUUCUCCUGAUUCCUACUUACCGCUCCACUGAUUUCGAGGUACAUCGCAAUUGGCUGGCCAUCACGCACAGUCUACCGGUCGCGGAAUGGUACGUGAACGCACAAUCUCCCUGGACUCUCGACUAUCCACCUCUGUUCGCGUGGUUCGAGUACUGCCUCAGCCGAGCGGCUGCGUUUUUCGAUCCGGAGAUGCUCAAGGUGGAGAAUCUAAACUAUGCCUCGCCAGCCACUGUAUACUUCCAGAGAGGCACCGUUAUAUUCGCUGAUUUGAUAUUUGCCUAUGGAGUAAGUGAAACGAGUAGAACAUUUUGCAAAUCUUCGAACAGCCACGUAGUUUUCGUGUUUCUGUCAUUGUGCAACGUAGGACUGCUGAUAGUCGACCAUAUACACUUCCAGUACAAUGGCUUUCUGCUCGGCAUUCUAUUGCUGUCAAUGGCGAACGUCUCGAAGACUGACAAGCAGAUGUCGGUGUUGCAAGGUGCUACGUGGUUUGCCGUUUUACUCAAUCUAAAACAUCUGUACCUGUACGUGGCACCAGCGUACACCGUCUGGCUGCUAAAAUCAUAUUGUCUGAACAGUGGAAAGUUCCUCAAGCGGUUAUUUAGCCUUGGACUGAUCGUUCUGACUGUUCUAGCGGUGUCCUUCGGUCCGUUCAGAACUCAAUUGCCGCAGGGGCCUGGUGCAUUCGUACUGGGCUGCGAAUGGUUGGGCAUUAUAUAUCGGCGCGGAGAAAGUGCUGUCUGUGAUAUGGAAACGCUUCGGAUGGCUGAGAGACGUUAAAUCCGCGGUAAUGACAGGUGGUUUGGUGCAAGAGGAAAACUUCCUUAUACUACCCACUCCAACCCCUGCCGUUACGUUCAUU